Messenger RNA from Protobothrops mucrosquamatus (brown spotted pit viper), 1629 nucleotides. RefSeq names its product RH-like protein. The record is from RefSeq and is a predicted model, not a curated record. Lineage: Eukaryota; Metazoa; Chordata; Lepidosauria; Squamata; Viperidae. Gene Ontology annotation, cellular component: plasma membrane. The transcript is spliced from 10 exons. Gene Ontology annotation, molecular function: ammonium channel activity. Gene Ontology annotation, biological process: ammonium transmembrane transport; ammonium homeostasis. The coding region runs from base 45 to 1283 and encodes 412 amino acids.
ACUCUUGCCUGCUCCUUGGUUUGUUGCCUUCUUCUUAAGCCAGGAUGUCUUCCCAGUAUCCUCCCAAUCUCCGGAUUCGUCUCCCUGUGCUCAUUCUUCUUUUGGAAGCUGCUUUCAUCCUUGUAUUUGGCUUCUUUGUUUCUUACGAGCAGAGUCAAAACCUUACAAGAGACUAUCCAGUAUUUCAAGAUGUCAGCCUCAUGGUGAUUUUCGGCUUCGCCUAUUUUCUGGCCUUCCUGCAGAGAUAUGGCUUCAGCAGCAUUGGAUUCAGCCUCCUUCUUGCUGCCCUCGGAGUUCAGUGGGCCGUGAUCGUCGAUGGAUUCCUCUUCCACUUCUCAGCUGGGAAAAUAAGGAUCAAUCUGCAAAGCAUUUUAACUGCUAUUAUGAGCAUCACCACAGUGUUGAUUUCAACUGGAGCAAUACUUGGCAAAGCCAAUCUCAUGCAGUUGAUCUGGAUGGAUGUGGUGGAAGUGACCGUCUUCACCGUCAAUAGAUGGGUGGCUGUGACUAUUCUGCAGAUCCAGAGCCACGUCAGCAUGAUGCACGCCCACUUAUUUGGGGCCUAUUUUGGCUUCAUGGUCUCCUGGACGCUCCACCGCUCCUCACCGGGUCGGAAAGCUGAGAAGGAAAGAUCCAGGCCCAUCUCGGAUAUGUUUGCGGUGCUGGGUACUCUCUUUCUCUGGGUCUUGUGGCCCAGCUUCAAUUCUGCCCUGAUUGAGGAAGAAGACAAAAAAUGGACUGCCAUCUACAACACCUACUUUGUGAUGGCCACAAGUACCAUUGCCGCUUUUUCGCUCUCGGUGGCAACCAGCAGGAAUGGAAAACUCAGCAUGGCUCACAUCCAGAAUGCUACACUGGCAGGUGGGAUUGCUCUUGGUUUCUCCGCUUCCGACAUCCAACAGCCUUGGAUUGCAAUGGUUUUGGGUCUGGCAGCAGGCACAGUUUCUGUCCUUGGCACAGCCUGGUUACAGGGACAUUUGGAUCCAGCCCUCAAAAUCCGUGAUACUUGUGGUGUUCAUUACACUUUUGGCCUGCCCAGUUUGCUUGGAGGGAUAAUCCACGUUGUUCUCAUCCUAGCAAGCCACCGCAAGAACCUCUCAGUAUUUGGUUAUUCAGCGUUAAUUGAAGUUGGUGCACUCAGCAUGAGCCUAUGCCUCAGUCUGUUCGGUGGUCUGAUUACAGGUCUCAUUUUAACUUGCAAAUUAUGGAAAGCACCUCCUGUAACAAAAUACUUUGAUGAUCAAGCUUAUUGGGAGUUCCCCCAUUUAGCUGUUGGAUUCUGAACACAAUCUUCAGGAGGGCAGCAAGCUACAUAGCUAAGAGACUUUCUCUCUGAUCCCACAAAAAUGCAUGAAAAGAGACUUAUUUGCUUUAUUAAAAUUGCCAGAAUAUUUGGUAAGCGUUUCGUAUAAAAUACUUGCUUGUAAGGCUAAAAUUAAUAUGUCAGUGCUUCUUUUUAAAAAAUGGUGCUUUUUACAUUCUAGGCUUCUAAAAUGCAUAAAUAAUGUUGAGUGGAAGGUGAAGAUUAAAUAUUAUAUGUGAAACUGAGUCAGGUCACACCAUUCUGUGUUUAUAUACAGUGCGUUUCACAAUCAUGGAGUUCAUGUAUUACUCUAAGCCGGGGGUGUC